Messenger RNA from Penaeus monodon (black tiger shrimp), 1076 nucleotides. RefSeq lists its product as uncharacterized. Bases 561 to 917 code for a protein of 118 amino acids. The transcript is spliced from 9 exons. The record is from RefSeq and is a predicted model, not a curated record. Lineage: Eukaryota; Metazoa; Arthropoda; Malacostraca; Decapoda; Penaeidae.
UCCCUGACAGCCCUUAGAUCGAAAGCACGGAGACUGCGACCGUGAAAAGACAGAAGAAAUCGUUCAAUUAAUGAUAACUAAAAAAGAAACAGCCGCGAUUAAGACAGAAACUUAAAUUCAUUAUGUGGACUUGAAGACGGAGAUCUGUGCACUCUGAAGUAACACUCAUGAUGAGGGAGAGGAUUUCCUGUACUUAGUAUUAUCUGGCUCUAGUAUACAGGCGUGGCUUGUCGAGAACAGAGGCUGUUGGAGAUCUCGUGAGAAGUGUCGACCGAAAACCAAGCAGAAAUAUGUGAGUAGCUUGGAUUAGAGCGGCCGAGGAGGUCUCCGUCCAGGAUGGCGUCUGCGCCCCGCCUCGCGCUCGGGUUCCUUCCUCUCGCUGCUCGGGGUGUGCGUUGAGGGGAACUGCCCGACGUUCUUUAAUUCCAAGGACUGGAACUUCAGGUGUGGGCCAUCUUGUCUCCGGCCGAGCGGCUCUGGGAAGGACGCACACGCCCUUCGGCCCUGAGUACUACAACGCGAGCUCAGACAUCUGCCUCUCGGCUCUCCAUGCUGGCGUCAUGGAUCUGAGAGGCGGUCUCGUGCAGUUCCGAAAAGUAGGCGUGUCGCCCAUCAACGGAACCAUCAUCAACCGCGUCGUCUCACAGUCCGGGGAACCGGCUGUUGCCUACACGUUCAUAAGGGAGAAUCUACCUUUGCACAUCCCCAGCGAAUACGAUUUAACAGAGAAGGUCCUUGUUCACAACUCGUACUUUGAAAACAACCUUCACUUGAGUUGUGUAGCCGAGAGGCCAAACGUCGUUCUUGAUAAAGGGAAUAUUGCCAGACUGCAGUAUGAAGGAUAUAAAGGCAAAGCAGAUGUGUUCCGUAAGCUCGUAUACAGGAGGUGGCCAGUGUAUUUUCCCUUUUGUACAUGAUAGGAAGCCACAUUGGAACUGCAUUAAGGGCAGAGCUGGAGACUGGUGUGAUAUAACCGGUGGCUGGGAUUACUGCACAGACUUUAAAGGGCCGUGGCGCGUUCAUUGGGCUAAUUCAAAGUCCUCAAAUCUACACGUGUUCCCGGGGUUUUUGGGAUC